Molecule: messenger RNA, 483 nt
Organism: Verticillium alfalfae VaMs.102
Lineage: Eukaryota; Fungi; Ascomycota; Sordariomycetes; Glomerellales; Plectosphaerellaceae
Exons: 2
Coding region: 1-483 (160 amino acids)
Source: RefSeq, a predicted model, not a curated record
AUGUCCGUGUCCGUCUCGGAGCACAUUCCCAGCCCCAGUUCAACCUUCUCAAGGUCCAGCGGCGGCCAGUCGGUCCAUGACCCGUCACGGGAUCCCAGGCUUGAGGGCCACCAACCAGUACUGGCCGAGCCUGCGAGGAUCGACAAACCCUCGCCGGCAUCUGAUCAAAAUUACUCGCGCCCUUCAGAAAGGUCUGAGUCAGGUGCCGACAACGACGCCCUCGCAGACCCGGACAUGGAUGCCCUUCGAAAUAGGGGCAAGGGCACCUACACCUGUAAAUACGGCAUGAGCUGCACCAAAGGUGGAGUGGAUAUGCAUGGCCAGUUAGUUAUUUUUGAGCGCAACUGCAUGUUUCGACAACACAUGGACAAACAUAAAAAGCCAUAUAAAUGUACGAAGCCCGGCUGCCCUAACAAGGACGGGUUUGCCAGGAAGGACCAGCUUGAGCGACACAUGCAGAAUGUCAAGCACGAUGUUCCAUGA